AUGAGUAUAUUGAUAGAAACUACUCUAGGAGAUAUCGUCAUUGAUCUAUAUACUGAUGAAUGUCCUGUAACAACAAAGAACUUUUUAAAAUUAUGUAAAAUCAAAUACUAUAACAAUUGUCUAUUCUACAAUGUUCAAAAAGACUUUUUGGUAGAGACUGGUGAUCCUACAAACAGUGGUACAGGUGGUGAGAGUAUCUAUGGUCUAUUGUUUGGUCAAGAAGCAAAUCACUUCAAAGAUGAGAUCACUCCAAAACUAACUCAUCAUAAUAUUGGUACCGUUGCAAUGGCAAAUAAUGGAAAGAAUUUAAAUGCUUCAAGAUUUUAUAUAACAACAAGAUCAAAUAUCAAUUAUUUAAAUGAUAAACAUACAAUAUUUGGUCAAGUAACUGAAGGAUUGGAUAUAUUGAAUGAGAUUAAUAAUUGCUUUGUCGAUGAAAAAGAAAGACCUCUAAAGAAUAUAAGAAUACUACAUACUAUUAUUCUAGAUGAUCCAUUCCCUGAUUUCCCAACAAUGGAAAUACCAGAUCAAUCUCCUAAAUUUAAAAAAGAUGAAAAUGAUACACGAUUUGAAGCAGAUGAAGAUAUAGAUCAAGAAACAAAAGGAAAAAGUAAAGAAGAGAUUGAUGAGAUGAUGGAUGAAAAGAGUGCUCGUGGUAGAUCAGAGUUGUUGGAAAUGUUGGGAGUUUUGCCACAGGCCAAUGUUAAACCACCAGAAAAUGUAUUGUUUGUUUGUAAAUUGAACCCAGAUACGGAAUCUGAGGAUUUGGAAUUGGCAUUUAGUAAAUGUGGUGUUGUAAAGAGUUGUGAAAUCAUAAAGGAUCCUGUCUCUGGCGAGAGUCUUUGCUAUGGUUUCAUUGAAUACGAGUCAAAGGAACAAUGUGAAAACGCCUACAAAAAGAUGGAAAAUACUUUUAUCGAUGAACGUAGAAUACAUGUAGACUUUUGUCAAUCCAUUGCUAAAAUUAAACACAUGUAUGGUAAUGGAGCUGCAAACUUCCUUCAAGGUGGAAAAAGAGUAAAUAGUGCAAUGGUACAUCCAAAUCAUCAUCAACCAACUGGCACCAAAGGUUAUGAUUUUGUUUUCGAUGAUAAAGAACAAGAUGAUAGAUCAAAAAAGAAACAAAAGUUUGAUAAUAGAGACAAUGAUAGAAGAGAUAAUGACAGAAGAGACAAUGAUAGAAGAGAUGAUAGAAGAGAUUAUGAUCGAAGAGAUAACAAUGAUCGAAGAGACAACAAUGAUAGAAGAGAUAAUAGAGACGGUGGAAGAUACGAUAAUCGAAGAGAUAAUGAUGAUAGAAGAGACAAUGACAGAGACAGCGGAAGGAGAUAUGGUGACAGAGACAAUAAUAAUAGAGAUAGGGACAAUAGAGAAUACCGUAGAUACGAUGAUCAAGAUAGAAAUAGAAAUAGAGAUAGAGAUAGAAACGAUCAUGGUAGUAACAGUAGCAGUAGUAGAAGAUACAAUGAUAGAGAUAGAGACCGAUAA
Cavenderia fasciculata is the source of this 1488-nucleotide messenger RNA. RefSeq names its product Multidomain cyclophilin type peptidyl-prolyl cis-trans isomerase. NCBI's taxonomy places the organism in Eukaryota, Evosea, Eumycetozoa, Acytosteliales, Cavenderiaceae. Gene Ontology annotation, biological process: protein peptidyl-prolyl isomerization. Gene Ontology annotation, cellular component: nucleus. The record is from RefSeq and is a predicted model, not a curated record. Bases 1 to 1488 code for a protein of 495 amino acids. The transcript has 4 exons. Gene Ontology annotation, molecular function: RNA binding; peptidyl-prolyl cis-trans isomerase activity.